Xyrauchen texanus (razorback sucker) is the source of this 2744-nucleotide messenger RNA. RefSeq names its product transcription factor 21. The coding region runs from base 467 to 1006 and encodes 179 amino acids. Gene Ontology annotation, biological process: regulation of transcription by RNA polymerase II; developmental process. The record is from RefSeq and is a predicted model, not a curated record. Gene Ontology annotation, molecular function: RNA polymerase II transcription regulatory region sequence-specific DNA binding; DNA-binding transcription factor activity, RNA polymerase II-specific; protein dimerization activity. NCBI's taxonomy places the organism in Eukaryota, Metazoa, Chordata, Actinopteri, Cypriniformes, Catostomidae. The transcript is spliced from 2 exons.
AUUUCAUCUUAGAUUAGAAAUAUGUACUUUUGAAAUGUUUAAACCAGAAAAUUCCUCUGAAUGCAUGGGUUAUGCUUGUGUGUAGUCUUUUACCUGAAAUCCAACAGGCCCUAAACCAAAAAACUAUUACACAUAAAUUAAAGCCUAUAAAUUGUUGUGAAAUCACAAAACAUCGCUGCAAAAUUGGUCUGAACAGAAUUUGAACUGAACUGCAAUGAUUCGAUCAUACAUAGAAGAAAUGAUCUUCCCACUUCUUUGCCGCGUGCGGGGGUACGCCCCUAUGCGCGAGAGAUAAAUGGUAAGAUCAUUCUGCGAGUGAGUUACAAGUUAAGGUUAUCCUUAGCUCGCACAUGACACGUUUUUACUCCACAGACAAGUUGAGGAUUCGUUUAGAGAACCACAAUCAUCUCUUCUCCUCAGACUCGUUUUUCCCCACACGUCCUCAGGUCCUCGCCUCCACCUUAACAUGUCCACGGGUUCCAUCAGCGACGUGGAUGAAUUUCAUGAGGCUGAGCUGCUGGAUGGUCUUUUGAAAUUCGGUUCCGGUAACGACCCUGGGACAUUAAACGAGAGCACGGAGGACAGCUCCAACUGCGAAGGAGCUUCUGUUACAGAACAUACCGGAACCACGGGAAAGCGGCGUAAAACAGCUGCCAUGCGAAAAUCGGCACCCAACGGUGUGGCCCAAGAGGGAAAGCAGGUCCAGAGGAACGCGGCAAACGCGCGCGAGAGAGCAAGGAUGCGCGUGUUGAGCAAAGCCUUCUCCCGGUUGAAGACGACGUUACCGUGGGUUCCACCGGACACCAAACUCUCCAAACUGGACACAUUGCGUCUGGCCUCUAGCUACAUCGCGCACCUGCGACAGAUCCUUGCCAAUGACAAAUACGAAAAUGGCUACAUCCAUCCUGUCAACCUGACGUGGCCGUUUAUGGUGGCGGGAAAACCGGAAAAUGAACUGAAAGAAAUGUUGAAUUCAACACGUUUAUGCGGCACUACAGCUUCCUGAAGCAUCAAAUGGAGCACAUGGACAAAACAUGGACCUAUUCUAACUAUUUUAAUUAAAGAAUAACCACGUCAUCUCCUAUCUAAAAACACACGAGUGGGAAUAACUGGGGGAAACAUCCUCACUCGCAUUCCUGUAAAGAAAAAAAAUGAUAUCUAUUUAAAUAUUCACGCAUAUGUGCCUUGCUGGUUCAAGGCAAUAAUGUGUGCUUUUAAUCAAAUGUUUGUUUUAUAUAUAGAUGCUGUCAUCACUUUUUUAUUAAAAGAAAAACGCGAAAAAUUAUUUUUUAAAUGUAAAAUGGCUUUGGUGAUGCGGAGUGAAGAUCACACGCCUUUGCAUUAGAAUAUUUGUAAAUAAAAAUAAAAAGUACUGAUUUUAUAGUUGUGAUACUAGCUGCCUUUAUGAACUUAUUGUGUUUUCAAAAGGGACGGAUAGUUGAUGUUUAUUCACUUUGCUUUGACCUGUAUGAACCUUGCUAUCGUUUUUGCCCACCUUUUUCUCUCAAGAUCUUUGAGGAGAGGACAUGUCACCCUGUCAUCGUGCCUGCAAGAGAUAACAUGAUUAAUUCCCUUAAUCGGAAGAAACGUAAACCUUCUCUUUAUCUUGAUAUAUCUGUCAUCAGAUAAGCAAGGCUUUACCACACUGGAAUUCAGAGAGAACGCUUUUAAUGAUAGGAAAACUUACUUUUGGUUCUUUCAAAGUCUUCUUCAACACACUUUAAUUCCCCUGACUCUGGGGUGGGGGGUACUUUUUUAAAGUAUUCAGGCCAGAGAAAUGUAUGAUGACGUGGUCGGUGUUUAAGGUCAGUUGUUUUUAGACCAGUAAAUCGCGCGGCUCUUAAUCUCGCGGAGGAGCCGUUGUUUAAUUUCGCGCGGGGUUGUGACCGUUCUGUUUAUAUCGCGCGGACAGAUAUUUAUGCGGCACUCCUCUGAGGGGCGCGAGAGUCUGAGUUACCCGGAGUUACAGAUGAUGGGACGCCCGAUGUCACAUCCACGCUGGGGCCUUAGUGCUUAGAAAAACACUGCCCCCGCGCACAUAACUGUAUUCCACAUUAAACUAGUCAUCACUGUUCUCACACAGAAUUACAGAAAUCCGCGCGGUGAGACAAAACGGUUUGAUGGCGCAAGACAAUAACAAGCCUGCCGCCAUCAUUCAUCACGCUCUGUUAUUGUAAGGAGAGGCUGAAGGGGUGAUGCGCGCGAGGCUGCGCGCGCUCACACAGUUGUGCAAUCUUUUGAUAAGACUUAAAGGAAUAUUCCGGGUUUAAUACAACUUAAGCUCAAUCGACAGCAUUUGUGGCGCCAUGUUGUUUACCACAAAAUGUAUUUCGACACGUCCCUCGUUUUCUUAAAAAUAUUUACAUAAAUAAAUAAAAAGCAAAAAGCUGGGUUACAGAGAGGCACUUACAAUAGAAGUGAAUGGGGCCAAUCCGUAAACAAUACAAUAGGCCUAAUCAUUGUUUUAAAAGUAUAGCCACAAAAUGUAAACUAUAUGUGUUUUAACAUGAUUUUAGUGUGAUAAAAUCGCUAUCUAAUCUUUUUCUAAGCCAUUACGAUGUAAGCAACACUAAAACGACCGUAAAAAUAUUAUUUAAACAACCUUAGGCCUACAGCUCAAAUAAUAGGCCUACACAAGUUUUAACCGAGCAAUUAAUGUGGGUGCUUUUUUUUUUUUUUUUCAAUUAUAAGCUUCACAUUUCUGUUUUAACUCUCCAAAAAUUGGCCCCAUUUACCUACUCACU